Messenger RNA from Macrobrachium nipponense, 1118 nucleotides. RefSeq lists its product as uncharacterized. The transcript is spliced from 6 exons. NCBI's taxonomy places the organism in Eukaryota, Metazoa, Arthropoda, Malacostraca, Decapoda, Palaemonidae. The record is from RefSeq and is a predicted model, not a curated record. Bases 101 to 841 code for a protein of 246 amino acids.
GAUGGUGCUUGAAAGAAUUCUCUGAGCAGAAUUCUAUAUAAAAAGGGGCAGCAGGGCAGCAGCAGACGCAGUCGAUAUAGAAAACAAGGCCCCAUUCAUCAUGAAGUCCCUCCGAUUUAUGUCCCUGGCGCUAGCUCUUCUAAUGACCACAGCCAAAACUUCGAAUAUCCCGGACCCCAAUGGGCUUUACACGAAGGUGUUCAGCAUGACCUACAACAUGGGGACUUGGAGUGAACUCAACACUUACACCCCUGACUUGUCGACCAAAGGAAUGGACAACGACAUUGAAAGUGUCCAUCAAACUGGCAUGUGGAUUUAUUACGAAAAUCAAGAUUACAACACGGUAUUCCAAGGAAAGAUUUAUUAUGUGCACGGUAUAGAAUAUUCAAUGGACUUUCCCACUCAGUACAGAAAUAUGGCCUCUUCAGCCCGCUUCGCCGGCCACAGGGACGUCCUGAACGCCGACGCCUGGAACAUCUACGAAGGGCAGUACUUUGCCGGUAGGGAGCUUUUCGGUACUAACGACGAGGCCAGCCUGGGAGAGCUUGACCUUCAAGCUUCCUCGAUUGUGGUCACUGGUACAAGCGCUUGGACUGUGUACACAGGCCAAUCCUUCACGGGCCAGGGGGUCUGCGUUUAUCCUGACACAGUUCACGACCAUGGGCCUUCGGGAGAGCAACUUGAUGUCGGUAUUUUUGGAGUCGUAACUGCUCUUGGACUACCUGAAGACAGCAUCCGCUCCAUACGAAAGGGUUGCUGGUCAAGCAAGGUUGCUACUCCUUCAGACCUCAGCUACCAACACAAAGACUCUAAUGGUGGUUGGGGAUACGUUGAAUUCUAAAAUGCAGACACAGGCUCCAAGACAACGGUUCAUUUGCAAGUUUAAAUUUAUGAAUUAUGGGCAACUUUUUUGGGAACUAAAAUUAUAUUUGGGUGUUGUGCUGCAGGUUUCUGACCAGCUCAUCCAUGGAUAUGAAAAUUCACAACCUUCAACUAAUAUUCCAUCAGGAAAUCUGAAGGUCAUCUCUUUCACCUCUUUGUAACAAGAAGCUGUUAUAUAUUUGAAACUUAUACCCAACAUGUACUCUUGCAACCUAAAUAUAAAAUGUACUUAACAA